Messenger RNA from Bubalus bubalis (water buffalo), 4320 nucleotides. RefSeq names its product 5-azacytidine induced 2 (gene AZI2). Gene Ontology annotation, biological process: canonical NF-kappaB signal transduction. Gene Ontology annotation, cellular component: cytoplasm. Bases 408 to 1454 code for a protein of 348 amino acids. The transcript has 7 exons. The record is from RefSeq and is a predicted model, not a curated record. NCBI's taxonomy places the organism in Eukaryota, Metazoa, Chordata, Mammalia, Artiodactyla, Bovidae.
CGGACAACCCGAGGCCGCGUUUCCGGCGCGCGCCGCCCGCCCUCCCGCCGGCCCUUUUGCGGCGUUUCCCCUGCGCGGCGCGCCGCCGGGGCGGGCGCUGAAGAGGCCGGGUAACAGGUCUUCUUCGGCAGCGGCUCGGCCCUCGGCCUCGGCUCGGCCCACGUUCCAGAGCCUCCGGGCUGCAGCCCAUUAGCCGGCCGCGCCGGUCCCGGCACCGCCGAGGCAGGAGAAAUGGGAGUCCCUCCGCGGCGUUCCUGGAGCAGCGGCAUUCGUCAGGGAAGCGGCUGUGUCCUCGAGGAAACCGGAAGCCCGCGGUGACCCCUGGCGACCCGGUUUGUUUUCGGUCCGUUUCCAAACACUGGGGAAUCGAAACUGGGCGGCCCCACGGAGCCUGUGUUCUGGCUGUCAUGGAUGCACUGGUGGAAGAUGAUAUCUGUAUUCUGAAUCACGAAAAAGCCCACAGGAGAGACCCAGUGACUCCAGUCUCCAUAUAUUCAGGAGAUGAAUCUGUUGCUUCACAUUUUGCCCUCGUCACUGCAUAUGAAGACAUCAAAAAACGACUUAAGGAUUCAGAGAAAGAGAACUCUUUCUUAAAAAAAAGAAUCAGAAUUUUGGAAGAAAAGCUUAUAGGAGCUCGAAAGGAUGAAGAAACAAGCUCUGUGGGACGGGAACAAGUAAAUAAAGCCUAUCACGCAUACCGAGAGGUCUGCAUUGAUAGAGAUAAUCUGAAAAACAAACUGGAUAAAAUGAAUAAAGACAACUCUGAAUCUUUGAAAGUGUUGAAUGAACAGCUACAAUCUAAAGAAGUAGAACUCCUCCAGCUGAGGACAGAGGUGGAAACUCAGCAGGUGAUAAGAAAUUUAAAUCCUCCUUCAUCAAACUGGGAGGUGGAAAAGUUAAGCUGCGACCUGAAGAUCCAUGGUUUGGAACAGGAACUGGAACUGCUGAGGAAAGAAUGUAGAGAUCUCAGAAUAGAGCUGCAGAAAGCCAAACAAACGGAUCCAUCUCUGGACGACAAUCUGAACUGCAGAGAUCUGCAGAGACUGAGCGUUUCAAGCACCCCCUCUUCAUGGACACGUCCACCCAAUGAAACACACACAUUUGACUUCAUUGUUGGAUCGUUCGGCUUCCAGAAUUUACUGAAUGAUCUCAUACCUAUUCCUCCUAUCAAACACCCAGUGGAGAGAAGUGCUCAGUUGGGAAAAGAGCUGAAUGAAAGCCUGUGUAGCCCCUCCAGCGGCAGGGCCGCAGCCCCUCUCCAGCCGCAGGGCCGCAGCCCCUCUCCAGCCGCAGGGCCGCAGCCCCCUCUCCAGCCGCAGGGCCGCAGCCCCUCUCCAGCCGCAGGGCCGCAGCCCCUCUCCAGCGGCAGGGCCGCCCUCUGCAGGUGUGGGGCCCGGCAGUGCUGUAGGCGCCGUAGGCCGGAAGCUGCUCAGCCCCGCCCUGCCUCCACUUGACGCCUUCCACCUCUGUCGACACUCACAGCAAGGAAGCCUUUCCUUUCUAAAACACGCGCCUAGUACACUGUCCUUGGGAAUUGUUUUUCAAAGAUGUCUUCUGUGUCAGACUUCCCAUUUUUCCUGUCAACCUAGGUUUCCCUGUAGUAAUUUAUUGUAUUUGUCAUUUUUACAAGCUUUCUUAAACCGUUUUUUGGAAAGAGGCAUGUUAGAAUCAGAGUAGGUCAAAUAAAGGGGCUUAUGUAAAUACUUUCUUAGAAGUGCAUGGUAUAGAACAGGCUUCCGUAUCCGUUCAUGGGCAAUGUUACAUGAUUGGGGUCACUUCUUUUGAGAAUAACGGGAAAAGCUGCCCCCCACCCACCAAAAAGAUGUGUUUGAAGGCACCGUAGCACUGACAAGACAGAGAAGGCUCUCUGCAGGCUUUGGAAGAGGGAGGCAGCCGCAGGAGGUGAGUCUGACUUCUGAGGCUAUAGAACUGUAUAAUUGUGGCUUCAAAGUACUCUUUUGAGUUUUCUAAAGCUCAGUAGUAAUUCAGGGGAUAUCAACUAAGAGAAACAGAGUUUAGAAUUCAGUUCAGUCUAAGAGUUUUUUCUGUGUUAAAGAACUGUAUGAUUAAAGCGAGCCCUAAUGGCUCCCCAUGCCCAGGCCCGUUUGUGCUUUUUUGCAAACCCGUAGCAGUGUGGAUUGUGGAACUGACCGCUUUUCCGUCUUCUGGUUAAGCAGCUAGAAAAUUAAUAACCAGAUUUGUGACUUACCUUUGGUAAACUUAAUACCAUGCAUAAAAUUUUAUGUAGUCUUAUUCCUAACUGCGUCUUAUCUUGUUUUUUCCUUCAAUUUAUCAUUUAUACCUAUGUCCAGUUUAUAGUCCUGUUUCAUUAAUCUUUGCAAGUUACAUCAUCCACUUUUAAAUGGAAUAAUUCAGAUGAUAAAUUAAGUCUACUAUAUAAGGAGAGAGAAGUACAUAGCAUGUUUCCAUAAAACCAUUAGCUACCAGUUUAGGUAUUUUUAAGGAUUAUUUUCCAUUUAUUUGGAAAACUCUUUUUUUUUUUUUUUUUUUUGCAUGUCCUCAUCAUGUUGCAGGGUGAACGAGGUGAUACAGUAUUAUUCCUGAGUGAACCUUUGAAUUACUGGAGGCCUUUUUAUGGUCCUCGUUGUAUACAUGUCAUUCAACAAAAAUUGCCCUACCUGUCAGAAACUUGGCCACUGCCCUGCUAGUGUGCUGGCUAGGGUUACCUGUAGGUUAUUGCCCUCAAUUCUGAAGCCAGAUCUAGGUGUGGGGUCACUUCAAUGCACAUUCUUGGUUUCCAAGAUAGGGAAUAUGUUGGUGUUUUUCACACUGUGCUGUGUUGCCUUAAUGAUCGUGAAAUUUUAUGAGUUAAGCAUUUUAAAAAUAGAGAAUAAAACAGAAUAGAACAUACCAGAGUGUGGGAUGCAGGGUAAAAUGAUUGCCUGUUGUGCCUUACAACUAAAAAUAUUUGAAAGAAGCUUUUUUGAGGAAAUCACAGUCAUCUAAACAUGCUUUCCUAAGUCCUGAGUUCUUGGCUGAGACUGUCCCGUACUUUCAUUUUAAUUCCUCUGGGGAAUCGGAUAGUUCAGUAAAUUUUCAAAAGCUAAAGAAAAAUAGGACUCAAGUAAAAAGAUUUUCUUGUAGAAGGCACAUUUGUUUCAGUAUUAAAGAGUUGAAUGGACAGUGUCAGUUAAGAAAAUUGAGCUUUUACAGUUUUUACCAUGUAAGCUGGACGUCUGUCCACCCCUUGAGAUGUGGAUAAGGCGGGCUUCAUUAUGGUGUGGAAUUACAUACCUUCUUGGUGUGGGACCAAGAAGGUUGUGUCAGCAGUCAGUGUGAUGAAGAUGAAGCUGAGGAUGGUGUGAAAAUGUGACCCUAAAAUGGUGGCAGUCAGUCACGGGACUGGAUCACGAGAGGCCCUUUGCAUAGCAGCUUGUCGGAGUCGGGAAGUUCUCCUGCCCCCACUUCCUUGUGUCCUGUGAGCCCCCAGGCCGCCAGGCUGGGGUGAGGGGUGAGCUGCCUGUCCAGCAUGUGGGACCUGCCCAGCCACCGUUACCCUCAUGUCUCAUGUCGCUUCUGCUUUGUCAUUUACGGUUCUCAUUCAGGAUACUUGGGUGUUGCAUCUCACUGUUAAGGUCGUUUUUAUGAGUUCUUUAUAGACAAUUCUAUCAUUAGGAUUUUGCUGAAGACUUUAAUAUUAACUGUAAAGCGUAAAGUAACUGCCAUUACUUUGCUAUCCACAAGAGGGAGAGCUUACACUUAGUAAUAAUUAGAUCUUUAUAUCUGUAGUUUUCAAUUCAGGUGACAUUCAAGGCAAAUGAAAAAGAUUAGUAGACGUAUGUUAAACUUGGUGACCUAGUUUCUAGUUUAACCUAAUUUAUAAGCAGUCUUUACUAAAUUGAAUUGGAAAAUGCGUAUUAGAGCUGCCCCAACACCUCUAUUAUUUUUGUUUCUCUUUUACUUUAUUCAAGUAGCCUUGUUGAAUGAUGAGGUGUUCGAUACUCCAGUAUCCACACAUUGUCUUGAGUACUGUAUUUGCUUUUCUCCAAGUCAGGUACUGAUUUACCAUCACACGUCAAUAAUAAAUGCUGUUUGUAAGCUGUAUGGUUCAUGUCAUGACUGCAUGUAUUAGCACAUGUACAGUGUUUACACACACUUAGCUGCUGUGUAACUUGAGUAACUCUUUUGGGGAAGCACAGUGAUGCCCAAAAUUGCAGCCAGGAACCCACGGCUCUUCACACUUAAGACAGUGCCUAUGUGAGACACGCAGAGUGGCACACAGCUCAGAUGCUGACUACUGAAGCAGAGGCGGUUCACUAAUUUUUGUGAUUCUCUCACACCUGUCAAAAACCUGAAAAA